Molecule: messenger RNA, 4884 nt
Organism: Gorilla gorilla gorilla (western lowland gorilla)
Lineage: Eukaryota; Metazoa; Chordata; Mammalia; Primates; Hominidae
Gene: EPB41L3
Product: erythrocyte membrane protein band 4.1 like 3
Exons: 25
Coding region: 593-3787 (1064 amino acids)
Biological process (GO): cortical actin cytoskeleton organization; actomyosin structure organization
Cellular component (GO): cytoskeleton; plasma membrane
Molecular function (GO): actin binding; structural molecule activity
Source: RefSeq, a predicted model, not a curated record
ACAGGCGCCCGAAGCGCGCUGCAGGUGGCAACUUGGAGGUGCCGCCACCGCAGCUGCGGGAGCAGCCCGGGUCUGGCGGCCCCUUCCAGCCUCCAGGAGCUCUUUCCCGCCGCCAAGCCCGAGAUUGGACCUCGGAGAAUUCGAAGGAAAGAGCCCCUGCGGAGGGACCUGUGAGCAGCCCUACCUCUCUCUGCCCUUGCACUACUUUUUUUCUCCAAGGAAGGUUGUGCCUGCUGGCUGCGAACAAGCUCCGGGAGGGGCCCCAAAGGAAGGCUUCGGUGACCCAGACUCGGAAUCCAAGCCGGACCAGGAGGCCGAGCCCCAGGAGGCGGCGGGGGCGCAGGGGCGCGCGGGGGCGCCCGUGCCGGAGCCGCCCAACGAGGAGCAGCAGCAGGCCCUGGAGCAGUUCGCCGCCGCUGCAGCGCACAGCACCCCGGUGCGGAGGGAGGUCACUGACAAGGAACAGGAGUUUGCUGCCAGGGCUGCAAAACAGCUCGAAUAUCAGCAAUUAGAAGACGAUAAACUUUCUCAGAAAUCAUCUAGCAGUAAACUCUCUCGGUCUCCAUUAAAGAUUGUCAAAAAGCCUAAAAGCAUGCAGUGCAAAGUGAUACUUCUAGAUGGAUCAGAAUAUACCUGUGAUGUAGAGAAACGCUCCAGAGGACAAGUGCUGUUUGAUAAAGUGUGUGAACACUUGAACUUGCUAGAGAAAGACUACUUUGGGCUUACCUAUCGAGAUGCUGAAAACCAGAAGAAUUGGUUGGACCCUGCUAAGGAAAUAAAAAAACAGGUUCGAAGUGGUGCUUGGCACUUUUCAUUUAAUGUGAAAUUUUAUCCACCAGACCCUGCCCAACUAUCUGAAGAUAUCACCAGGUACUACCUCUGCUUGCAGUUGCGAGAUGACAUCGUGUCCGGAAGGCUGCCCUGCUCCUUCGUUACCCUGGCCUUGCUGGGCUCCUACACUGUCCAGUCAGAGCUCGGAGACUAUGACCCAGAUGAAUGUGGGAGCGAUUACAUUAGUGAGUUCCGCUUUGCACCAAACCACACUAAAGAACUGGAAGACAAAGUGAUCGAGCUGCACAAGAGCCACAGAGGAAUGACGCCAGCAGAAGCAGAGAUGCAUUUCUUGGAAAAUGCCAAAAAAUUAUCAAUGUAUGGGGUAGAUUUACAUCAUGCUAAGGACUCAGAAGGGGUAGAAAUUAUGUUAGGAGUUUGUGCAAGUGGUCUGUUGAUAUAUCGCGACCGGCUGCGAAUAAACAGAUUUGCCUGGCCCAAGGUUCUAAAGAUUUCAUACAAACGGAACAACUUUUACAUUAAGAUCCGGCCGGGAGAGUUUGAACAAUUUGAAAGCACCAUUGGGUUUAAGCUGCCAAACCAUCGAGCUGCCAAGCGUUUAUGGAAAGUAUGUGUUGAGCAUCAUACAUUUUUCAGACUACUAUUACCAGAAGCACCUCCCAAGAAAUUCCUAACCUUGGGUUCCAAGUUUCGUUAUAGUGGCAGGACACAAGCGCAAACGAGAAGAGCCAGUGCAUUGAUAGAUCGCCCAGCACCUUACUUUGAACGCUCAUCCAGCAAACGUUAUACGAUGUCUCGCAGCUUGGAUGGAGCAUCAGUGAAUGAAAACCAUGAAAUAUACAUGAAGGAUUCUAUGUCUGCUGCAGAGGUUGGUACUGGCCAGUACGCCACAACAAAAGGCAUCUCUCAGACCAACUUGAUCACCACUGUGACUCCGGAGAAGAAGGCUGAGGAGGAGCGGGACGAGGAAGAGGACAAACGGAGGAAGGGGGAAGAAGUCACGCCCGUCUCGGCCAUCCGGCACGAGGGAAAGUCACCUGGGCUUGGCACUGACUCAUGUCCCUUGUCACCCCCAUCCACCCAUUGUGCCCCCACAUCUCCCACAGAGCUCCGUAGGAGGUGUAAGGAGAAUGACUGCAAACUGCCAGGUUACGAGCCGUCCAGAGCUGAGCACCUGCCUGGAGAGCCCGCCUUGGACUCUGAUGGCCCAGGGAGGCCUUACCUAGGGGAUCAAGAUGUGGCUUUUAGCUACAGACAGCAAACUGGGAAGGGGACCACCCUGUUCUCCUUCUCCUUGCAGCUCCCCGAGUCAUUCCCCUCCCUCCUAGAUGAUGAUGGAUACCUCUCUUUCCCCAACCUUUCUGAAACCAACCUCCUGCCCCAGAGCUUGCAGCAUUACCUCCCGAUCCGCUCACCGUCCCUCGUGCCCUGUUUCCUCUUCAUCUUUUUCUUUCUGCUGUCUGCCUCCUUCUCAGUGCCAUACGCUCUCACUCUCUCCUUCCCUCUGGCUCUGUGCCUCUGCUACCUGGAGCCCAAGGCGGCCUCCUUGAGCGCCUCCCUAGACAAUGACCCGAGUGACAGUUCAGAGGAAGAGACUGACAGUGAGCGCACGGACACCGCAGCCGACGGGGAGACCACCGCCACGGAGAAUAGUCUGAUUAAACGAAUAAAGGGUGAAAAUGUGUAUGUCAAACAUAGUAAUCUUAUGUUAGAGGAGCUAGAAAAAACUCAAGAUGACCUGAUGAAACAUCAAACCAACAUUAGCGAACUGAAAAGAACCUUCUUAGAAACCUCAACAGACACUGCCGUAACAAAUGAAUGGGAGAAGAGGCUUUCCACCUCCCCCGUGCGACUGGCCGCCAGGCAGGAGGAUGCCCCCAUGAUCGAACCACUUGUCCCUGAAGAGACCAAAGAAGAAACAGAGAUUUCUGAAAAAGUUAUAUUUUUGCAGCAAGGAAGCGCUCCGUUCCUUGAGUCUCAGCCAAGUGUGAUAAAGAAAAUGCAGGAAGGAGACUCUGCUGACUCUGUGGUUACUUCUCGUCAAAUAAUUUUCCAGAAAACUGUCCCAUCAACCCUAGAGACUAAGCAGUCUUCUGGGGAAAAGCUCAUGGAUGGCUCUGAAAUCUUCAGUUUAUUAGAGUCUGCGCGAAAACCAACAGAAUUCAUAGGAGGGGUUACUUCUGCUUCUCAAAGCUGGGUUCAGAAAAUGGAAACCAAGACGGAGUCCAGUGGAAUAGAGACGGAACCCACUGUGCACCACCUGCCGCUUAGCGCUGAGAAGGUGGUGCAGGAGACCGUGUUGGUGGAGGAGCGGCGUGUGGUGCACACAAGUGGGGAUGCUUCUUACUCGGCGGGAGACAGCGGGGAUGCUGCAGCACAGCCCGCAUUCACAGGCAUUAAAGGGAAAGAGGGCUCUGCCUUGACGGAGGGGGCUAAAGAGGAAGGAGGGGAGGAGGUCGCUAAAGCUGUCCUGGAACAGGAAGAGACAGCCGCUGCUUCCCGUGAGGGACAAGAGGAGCAGAGUGCAGCCAUCUACAUUUCAGAAACUUUGGAACAAAAACCUCAUUUUGAGUCCUCAACGGUGAAGACGGAAACCAUCAGUUUUGGCAGUGUUUCACCGGGAGGAGUAAAGCUAGAAAUUUCCACCAAGGAAGUGCCAGUAGUUCACACCGAAACCAAAACCAUCACAUAUGAAUCAUCACAGGUCGAUCCAGGCACAGAUCUGGAGCCAGGCGUGCUGAUGAGUGCACAGACGAUCACAUCUGAAACCACCAGUACCACCACCACUACGCACAUCACCAAAACUGUGAAAGGGGGCAUUUCAGAGACAAGAAUUGAGAAGCGAAUAGUCAUCACGGGGGAUGCAGACAUUGACCAUGACCAGGCGCUGGCUCAGGCAAUUAAAGAGGCCAAAGAGCAGCACCCUGACAUGUCAGUGACCAAAGUAGUGGUCCAUAAAGAGACAGAGAUCACACCAGAAGAUGGAGAGGAUUGAACAGAGGAAUAACUUAGCUUGCACAUGAAUGCAGUCAUGCAAACCGUUAGGAAAACCAGAGCCUAUAUGGAGUUCCCUCUUCUAACCCAACUGACUUGUAUCUGUCCGUGGAAAAUUUCAGUCCAGAAGAAUUGACCUUGACCGUUAAUAAAGACACUGGCAGAGAGAUCUUCCCAUAAUAAAGCAAUCUGAUUCAGCAUCACUAAACCGAUAAUGCAUGAAGCAACGAUAAAAUUACAAAAGAGCAGCAUUUUUAAUUUUCACAAAAUGUCUCAGUUUUCAGCUAUACCUGCACGUUCAUAACCAACAAUAUAAACCGUGGUCUCAUGUAACACAUAAACAAUUCAUGCCUUUCAUAGUUUAUUAUUAUUAUUAAAGUCUAAACAAAAUUGCAAUUUCUUAGGUAACCUUUUAUUUACAAUAAAUGAAGAUUACCCUCAAAUGCUAGAAGCUGUCUAGGUCCGUCCGGUGUGUCAGAUUUUCCCCAGAUUAGAUGUGCCAAUAACCAAGUUUAUUCAGUAAACAACUUGUACUUGUUUCAUCUGGUUUUAUUACUCUCACCCAUAAACAGUAAUGACUCUCUGACCCUCUGGAAAUAUUUAACGCUUCCAAUCUUGCUUUGUGUAUCUCAUUUAAUUUGUUAUAAGAUAGUACUGAUUUUAGCAUAUUAAUGCGAUUUCUUCCUUGUUGUUUGCUUUGGUCUGUGUUCAAUCCAGAGAGCUUAAAUUGUCAUUAUUUUGGGAAGAAAACCUGUAUUUUUGUUAGUUUACAAUAUUAUGAAAUUUCACUUCAGGAGAAACUGCUGGGCUUCCUGUGGCUUUGUUUUCUUAGUUUCUUUUUCCGUGUAUUUUUUAAUUGAUUUUUCUUCUUUUACUUGAAAAGAAAGUGUUUUAUUUUCAAAUUUGGUCCAUAUUUACAUUCUAGUUCAGAGCCAAGCCUUAAACUGUACAGAAUUUCCACUGUAAUUAAAACUAUUUAGUGUUAGUUAUAAAUAGCCUUCGAAAAGAGAGAUUCUCCAUUACACGAUCACCUGCAUCACAGCCCAUGGUGAAUGUAUGUUUCUGCAUAGCAAAAUAAAAAUGGCAAAUGCACUGAAA